AUUCCCAGCACCCGACCCCGCAGCCCCGGCACCGUACUAUUCAGCCGGCUCGCUGGCGCGGGGGGACGCGGGUGGAGGCAAGAAGCGCAAACGCCCCACCCCGUCCCCUAGAAUAGGCGAGCGGCUCCCUCGAAUCCAGGAGCUCCGCUCCGUCCGUCCUAAAUCCGGCCACGCCCGCCGGGAGGAGAGACGACGAUAGAUGAUUGAUCAGUCCUCUCUUCCCUCCCGAAUGGAAGAUUGAUCAAUCCCAGACGAAUAAACUACUGUAGGUUUUCUCGGGGGUCGCCUUCCCGUCCUCCCCCUCGUUGUUGUUCGGCUCGAUCUGAUCGACAGAUCAAUCGGUUCCAGAGGAAUGAAUCUCCUCCCCGGUUGGCUUGAUUAAUCCUCCCUUUUGUUCGUUCUGGCGAGUCCAUUUCGAUUUGGGAUUCCUGUACAUCAUCGUCGGCCCGGCGGUUUCUUGAGUCCCAUCUUGUAACAGGUCUCUGUUACUCGGCAAUUCGUUGCGUGCUCUGCUUGACUGCUUCUGCUUGCCUCCGAGGGAGGAUUAGCUAAACUCGGACGGCUGAGACAGAAGACGCGAUGGCGGCGACGACGGCGACGACGACGGAGUCCGAGGGCGCGACGACAGAUGAGGACGUGCAUCUUUCGCCGACUUGCGUCUGUGGUGGUGGUGGCGGCGGAGGCGGCGGUGGAGGCGGAGGCCGAAUCAAGAUCCUCUGCAGCUUCGGCGGCCGCAUCGUGCCCCGCCCGUCCGACGGCGUGCUCAAGUACGUCGGCGGCGAGACCCGCGUCCUCGCCGUGCCCCGCUCCAUCCCCUUCCACGAGAUGAAGAAGAAGGUGGAGGAGAUGUUCAAGACGGACGUGGCGGCCAUCAAGUACCAGCUCAUCUCCCUCACCGAGGACCUCGACGUGCUCGUCUCCGUCACCUGUGACGAGGACCUGGUCCACAUGCUCGACGAGUACGACCGCCUCGAGGCGAAGCGGUCGCCGACCGCGUCGCCGCGCUUCCGCGUCUACGUCUUCGCGCUGCAGCCCGCCGCACGCCUCCCGUCGGCUGCCGCCACCGUGUCCUCCUCUUCCCGCUUGGCCGGCUACUCGCGCCAUCACCCGCACCAUCACCACCACAACCAUUUCCAGCCGGAGUGCUACGUUGCCACCGUGCCCGUCACGCCCAACGGGAGCCCGCCGUACUCCGCCCUGAAGCACGGCGCCGUCUCGGCGGACAACUCCCCGCGCGCUAACGGGCUGGGGAUGCAGCGCGUCCGGAGCACGCCGAAUCUCGGCACCCUGGACGCGGCGCCGCAGCACUUGCAUCCGCACGCGGCGGAUAUCGGGGACGGCUUAGCGGGAGGAUACAUGAGCAGUUCGCCCCGGCACGCCGGCGCCAGUCCGCUCUUAUUGCGGAACAGCUUCCCCCACUACCAGCACCAGUACCAGCCGGCGCCCGUACCCGUGACGCACCAAACCGGGCGGUACGACGCACGCGGGUAUGUCCGGGUGGGCAACUACGUUGCGCCGAUGGUGCCGGCGGCGGUCCGGUCGUCGGACCGGCCGGUAUCGAGGGGCGGGCCGCCGCCGCACGGCGAGAUGCAGACGCAGAGGAAGGCCGCACUGGUGUGGGACUGACGGCCGUCCGUACGCCGGAGGGAGGGGCAGGUAGUCGAGUUGUGAGUUGUGACUUGUGACUUGUGAGUGAUUCGAGUGGCUGAGAUGUAAAUAGAUGGAUGGCUGGAUGAUGCACGCGGCCUUGUUUUAGCUGCUGGAAUUUGUGUCCACGCUGAGAAGUGAAAUAUGCCUUUUUCACGUA
Phragmites australis (common reed) is the source of this 1807-nucleotide messenger RNA. RefSeq lists its product as uncharacterized. Lineage: Eukaryota; Viridiplantae; Streptophyta; Magnoliopsida; Poales; Poaceae. Bases 580 to 1626 code for a protein of 348 amino acids. The transcript has 4 exons. Gene Ontology annotation, molecular function: protein binding. The record is from RefSeq and is a predicted model, not a curated record.